Molecule: messenger RNA, 4641 nt
Organism: Parascedosporium putredinis
Lineage: Eukaryota; Fungi; Ascomycota; Sordariomycetes; Microascales; Microascaceae
Source: the annotation of a GenBank genome assembly
AUGGCCGAACAGACAACUUUGAUCGCCCUCCAGACCCUUGAUAGAAUUUUUCUAUCCAUCCUUGAGGGUCGUCACGAGAAUCUCGACCUUUUGCGAGACGACAGCUCCCCUCUCGAUGUCUUUGAAGAAGAGCUGAAGAAGGUCUGGUGUCGGCCUGCAAGGAGCGCCGAAAGCCGUAACGCCAUAAAUUCUGGCAACAUCACCGUCAAUGGAGAUGAGUACCAAAUCAACGACGAGUUUAAGCAGAAUGUUCUGAAUUUGUCAGACGAGCUCGAAAUCAACGAGCUUGAAGCGGCCUCCCUAGUUCUUGACUCACAAGAUGAUCCUGGAAUUCUUGGACGAUCCCUUCUCGAAUGCUCCAUCAUCCGCUUCCACCAACACAGGAAGUAUGUCCUCGAUAUCAUACGGUUACUCGUCGAGCUUGAUCGGGAGGCAGAAACUGAAACCGGCCCGGUUUACGAAUAUGCAACGCAGUAUCUACGCGAAGGUGUCUUCGCCUCGAAUGGAGCCCAGCGCAUCAUAAGUCGGUGCAUGACGGCCAUGAAGGAUAUAAGGAACUGGGUCCAAAAACUGAAUGACAAGAUUACUGCUGCGGCAGUCCUUGCCGGGGUACCGACCUCGCAACUUUCCGGGGAGCUCGAAACCGUCGACUUCUCGCGUGUCAGCCUCAUCCAGCAGCAUGAAUUGAUGGCAGUGAUCAUGUGCAGGGCUAUUGAGACAAACCUUGGCCAGGAGGACGAUUUCAAGGCUCUCCUCGCAGAGCUGAAAGCGACAGACAAGUAUGACUGUUUAUUAGUCCAUAGAAUACCACCUCUUGGAGCCUUUAUUACACAUCUUGGAUCGGUGGAGUCAAAUAGCGGCCUAAACCAGGCAAGGAAACUCAAUGCUGCCGUCUGUCCCAAGGAGCCAGAACAAUGGGCAUUACCUUACCUACAAGCAGCCUUCAGAGUAUGGUGGCUAUCCGAAUACAGCGGAUACUACAUCGACGAUAUUGAGGAGGGCACCAUUGUUCCGCCAGUGGACCUGGACGAAGAUGGUGCCUUUGAUUUCCUCCUCUCGGUUGCUGGCGAUGUCAAGUCUGUAGAAUGGCAAGAUCCAGCGCGUGUAGGGAUGAGAUCGUGGUUACAGCGCAAGUCACCUCAUCUCUCCUCCGAUUCAGUCCCAUUCUCGGAGUUCUUCCAAACCGCCCUCAUGUCCCGUCUCGAGGUCUUCAUCGAUGGAUUCAUCACCAACCUUCCCGAUGUUUUGCGGCGUCUACGAGUCGAGCAGGAUGAGCAGCGACAACUUAGCCAGACGCAUGAGCAUGACCUCAACCUCGAGAGAUUCUUAAUCAUCAUCGCGUACGCUUAUGAGGGACGACCGGAGGCGGCGGCCAACUUCUGGUCAGAUCCAGAUUCGAACCUAGCUGGAUUCAUGCACUGGGCCUCCCGGAGAGCUUCCACCCCGCUCGUAACAGCAUUUUGUGAGAUGCUGCAAGCAAUCUCCGAGAAUGAGGAUUGCGCGACGUCUGCCCACGAAUUCCUGAUGGAUGAAGGUCACCAUGCCUCCGGCAAACUGCGAAAGUCCUUGUCUCUGACAUGGGCGCAAAUCUUCAAGGAGCUCAACUUUUUCUCUGAGAAGAUUCGAGAGAAGCCAGCCCCCACUCCGCAAGCAACGUUUCGCCCUGGAAAGCCAAGUCCCGUCGUGAUCGAGACAGAGCCAGAGUCGGCAAUGAUGUUGGAAUGCUACCUACGCCUAAUCACAAAGCUAGCCACCGAAAUGUUAGAGGAGAUUAGCAACGGUUUCGAGGAGCCGUACGCCUUCAUCCUUCUCCUCACAUCCCUCUUGACCCCUGUGGAUGGUGCAAGUCCGUUGAACGACUCCCUCCCAUUUCCCGAGAACCUGGGGUCGUCGUAUCGGAUGCCUGGCAUCGACGGUUUUGUUGAUUAUGUAUUAGGCCAUGUCCUAUCUCGGAAGGCCGACGAGCUCACAGAUAAGAAUCAGGCGCGGAUGCUCAGGCUGCGAUGUCUCGACUUUGCUCUGGUGUGUCUUAACUCAUUCAAUGAAGACCUCAUAAUACUUGCGAACUCGACAAACCUCCCAAUCGAUUCCGCGAUAGCCGCAACCGAUCUAGCUACCUAUGUGCGGUUGCAUCCCUUUGCUCGAGUCAUGGAGUGGAUGCUCACUGAGAAAGCAGUGACUGCCGUCUUCUCAGUCAUUCACCAGCCGGCGAUGGAAGUUGGAAAUUCCUCUCCUGACUCGCCCCUAAUUCUAGGAAUUCUCCAAGCAAUCACACUCAUCUCAAGGAUACUCGACCUCCAGGCCACGUACCUAGAGAUCAUUCGGCCAAUAAUAAGGAAUCAGGCCACAUACCAAAGACUGCCGGGUUCGGCGUCCCUCUACUCUUCGUUCGAGGAUGGCUUAGUAGGCCACUUAAACCUUAUCGUAGAUUUAGGCACCUUCUGUGGUCUUGGGCUGCCUGAUCUAACGUUGUCCUGCCUCAAGCUUCUCGAGAGAGUUUCCGUCUCUCCCAGAGUCAUAUCGGCAUGGUCAUCCAAUGGCGGACGGCAUACCCAUCGCAACAAAGCCAUCGUUGCUUUAGAGGCCGAUGGUGACAACGAAUCUAUUUCGCGCUCGUUCAUGGCGGACUUGGACGCGCCGCUUGAACCAGGUCGAGAGAUGGAUUCACCAAGCUACAUGAUCAAGAUAUACAUCCUUGAUUUUCUCUACGCCUGCCUUCGCGAGUCGCCAAAACGACCCUCGAUCGCCCACCUUCUGCUAGGCUUUCAGUGCGAGGUUGACCGCUUAACCAUUGAGCCUAACAGUCCGUUCUAUAACGGGGCGUCUGUUUUCCACAGUCUGAUCACCCUAUGGAACGGAAUUACUACCCUUGACGAGCAGGGAGUACGGCAAUGGCUUAUGGCGCUCAAGUACAAGACUCUGCGGAUCCUACAGAUCUUGUGGAGUUCGCCUCUGACCGCACCCUUGGUCAUAGAUGAACUAAGAAAUAUCGACUUCGUGUUUGCCGUCUCACGCGAAGAGCAAACCAUGUCUGCUGAGCUUCUCUGGGAAGGCGCCCCGAUGGUCGCAAUGGAAUUCCCCCUCACUGAUGGCGCGAGCACGCUCAUAGACUUCAUGUCUCACCGCGCUGCUGUCUUCGACUACCUUGCCAUCGAAUUAUGCAACGUGUCCCAGGCCAACCUGCCGACAUAUAAGAGGAGAAUAUUUGAUGCGCUCCGAGGCGAGAUACCGCAAAACUCGCAAGAAGUAAUGCCGGCAUUCGACGAUGGCGAUGGAAACCAAGUCUACAAUGUUGAUCAAGUCAAGGAAAUCAUGCUGCUUAAGCGAAGCGAGAUGAGAGACAGCGCAUCCCUGAUCUCGGCCCAGGAUUUGGCUAUCAUCAACCGGGAAGAAGCCAGCCUACUAGAGUACCUUUUAUCGUCUAACAGACAGGUACAGAUGGUGUCGCAGAGCCUAAAACUCCUCAAGGCCUGGGUAAAUCUCGUGCUCAUCAUGAUCGAGUCCAACGACUUGCAAGGCAGCGCGCGGACAUCCUUCUAUCUGCAGACCCUGCAAACAAUCCUGCCCAAUCUUGAAUCAUGCGCGUCGGAGCGCCAGCCCUUGGCAUACGAGCUCGCAAAACUUGCCAAGGUGCUGCUCUUCAAACUUGAUCUCACACCCGCGGCCGGCGUUGACAGCGUGAACGGCAAAGCGUCCGAGAUGAGCCACUUAGUUGGAGACAAGCUCUAUCAGCUCUUCCAGACUUGCCUCCAGGCCAUUGGCAAGUGGGCUGAUCAAAGCGAGCUGAGGACGGUUUACUACAGCAUCUGCUAUCGCUACCUCACUGGCAUGGCUGACGAGGGCGCUGCCUUUUCCGAGCGUCAAAAGACAAUAAAGACGAUCCAAGUUUACGGUGAUAGGUUAGCAAACGUCAUUUGUGACGAUGCCUAUGGCGGUGAACCUGCCUGCCAGACCGCGGCUCUCAUCCUGCUCUCUGCUCUUGUUAAUCUAGGUAGCCAAGAGCGUGAUAGCCACAUCGUCGACACCCUCAACAGGCUCAACUUUAUCGGCAUCCUCGUCGAUUCCUUGAGAAAUAUCAUGCAGGAGGGCCAAGAGAUCUUGCAGUCUGGCAAGCCGGAGCAGCAGCAUUAUCACGAUGCAAAGCUUGCACUCCUACUCCAGUUAUGCCAGACGAGGGAAGGUGCUAAAUACGUCUUGCACGCCAACUUAUUCCGUGCCAUCGAAUCGUCUGGCCUCUUCUCCGUUGAUCCGGAGCUACAAAUCGAUCCGAAUAAUCCCAUGGCGCUCACCAACCACUAUGCCCUCCUCGCUAAGGUUGCCCGAAUCAUAGGGGCGGCUCUUGUCAGUCGAGGCUCUCACAACCUUCCUCAGGGCCGCCGCUUCCUGACAAACCAUCGUAUGCUCGUAGCGCAUACGCUCAAGAGGUCAGCGGGCAUCGGUCAUGUUGGCAGUGAAGAUGAGCUAGCGGAGAUGAUUGCGGAAUUGGCGGAUUCCUUUGUCGUCAUGAUUAUUGCAACUGGGUUCUUGGAGACAAACUGGCUUUUGACUUUAAUCACCCGAGAUAUCAAAUGGUGUAUAGACCUUUCCAGUUAUCGGGAUGCACUCGCAGAGAGCCCCCAUUUGAAUACGAUGGACUUUUGA